Messenger RNA from Diplodia corticola, 975 nucleotides. Its product is annotated as 3-hydroxyisobutyrate dehydrogenase. Gene Ontology annotation, biological process: L-valine catabolic process. The transcript has 2 exons. Lineage: Eukaryota; Fungi; Ascomycota; Dothideomycetes; Botryosphaeriales; Botryosphaeriaceae. Gene Ontology annotation, cellular component: mitochondrion. The record is from RefSeq and is a predicted model, not a curated record. The coding region runs from base 1 to 975 and encodes 324 amino acids. Gene Ontology annotation, molecular function: NADP binding; NAD binding; 3-hydroxyisobutyrate dehydrogenase activity.
AUGGAAUCCUUGUUCGACUCCAUUGGCUUCAUCGGCCUGGGCACCAUGGGCCUGCCCAUGCUCGAAAACCUCAUCCAAAAACUAUCAGACGAAACGAACUUCUACGUGUACGACAUCUCCGCAUCCGUCAUGGACUCAUUGUGCGCGCAGUAUCCGGAAAAAGUCCACGCAUGUGCCAAUUCCCGCGAAGUCGCAGACAAAUCAAACGUAAUCCUCUCCAUGGUCCCCGAAGGCUCCCACGUCCGCGCCGUCUACCUGACCCCCGACACGGGCGUCCUCGCCGGCAACACCAGCCACAAGCUCCUCAUCGACUGCUCCACCAUCGACACCGCCACCUCGCUCCAAGUCCGCGCCGCCGCAACCGCCUCCUCCUCCUCCUCCUCCGCCUCCUUCUACGACGCCCCCGUCUCAGGCGGGCAGCUGGGCGCGCAGCGCGCCACGCUGACCUUCAUGCUCGGCUGCGCGCGGACAGACGGCAACCUGCCGGCGCUGCGGGCACUGCUGGGGCGGAUGGGCGCGGCCGUCUUCGCGUGCGGCGGGCCGGCGCUGGGGCUGACGGCGAAGCUGUGCAACAACUACUGCAGCGGGCUCGUCGCCAUCGCCACGUCCGAGGCCAUGUGCAUCGGCAUGGCCGCCGGCAUGGACCCGCGCGUGCUGCGCGACGUCUUCCACGCCAGCACCGCGCAGAGCUGCGUCUUGGACCGCUGGUGUCCCGUCCCGGGCGUCGUGCCCGGCGUGCCGUCGAGCGACGGGUACAGGGGCGGUUUCAAGGUGCAGCUGAUGCGGAAGGAUUUCGGGUUGGCGGUGGAUGCGGCGAGGAGGUUGGGGGUGAGGCUGGUGUUGGGGGAGAAGGGGUUGGAGACGUAUACCGCGACGGUGGAUGAUGCGAGGUGUAGGGAUUUGGAUUCUAGGGUUGUGUAUCGCUACUUGGGUGGACGGGAGGAUUGGAAGAAGGACUUUGAUGACGUUGAUUGA